This is a messenger RNA of Agelaius phoeniceus (red-winged blackbird), 4094 nucleotides long. It is a transcript of the gene TBC1D20, whose product is annotated as TBC1 domain family member 20. Gene Ontology annotation, molecular function: GTPase activator activity. Gene Ontology annotation, biological process: endoplasmic reticulum to Golgi vesicle-mediated transport; positive regulation of GTPase activity. NCBI's taxonomy places the organism in Eukaryota, Metazoa, Chordata, Aves, Passeriformes, Icteridae. The record is from RefSeq and is a predicted model, not a curated record. Gene Ontology annotation, cellular component: endoplasmic reticulum membrane.
GAACCUGCGAGUUAAGGUCUUGUGGUUACAUAAAACAUUUUUUGCAAUGCACUGGUUUUGGUUAUACUCGCAGCUAUUGUCCCCUGUGUGUUUGAAAAGUGUAAAUAUUGCGGUCUUUAUUAGUAAGUUUGAGAGGAGGAGCCCGCAAGAUGUGCUUCUUCCUUGCCACUACUCCUUAAAGUUCUUUGUGUGUGAACAGUUCUUUCUCCCGUAGGCUUUGUCUCCUCCUUCCCGAGGCAUUGGUAUGUGACAGCCCAGUGUGUGCGUGUGGCAGGGGAUCAGGAACAGCUGGGGGUAGGGAACUGGCUGGGAAUAGGGAACCGGCUGAGCAGAGCUGGCUUCUGUUGUGCAAAUAACUCUGCUUGCACAAGGGCCCGGAAAGGAAAUAAAAGAAACUGUAGUCACUGUGUGAGUGAUAGGAGAUUUAAUGUUACCAGGAUCUUGGAAUUCGGAGGGAGGUGGAACUCUGUCGUAGGCUGUUACAGCUUGUUUUGAUCCAAGAAGUGUUUUUAAAGGGUCUUUGAGAAGGAACAGCAUCCACUGCUCGACCUACUUAGCGUCCCUGUGUGUGAACAGCCUGCCGACCUGCCGGCUGCCUUCAGACCUCGCUGAGAGAGAGCUGCACUUCCAGCCAGGAGCUCGCAGGAACAGGGCCGGGGCAGUGGCUGAGGUGCCACGUGGGCAGAGGAACGAGGUCCCCUAUCUGCCGGGAGGGCGCGGCCUUGGGAAACAGCUGUUUCUCCCUCGGAGUCCUUUUAAUUCCUCCCACCCCAAAUCCUAUUUGGACACGUCCCUUGUAGAACGAAUCCUGUUUGGAUCCCAGGAGUUGUUGCAUCUAUGGGAAAAGCCUUUAGGGAAAGGCAGCAUUUGUGGCCUCAUCCUGUACUCCAGUCCCACAGCUGCUCAGCAAAGCCUCCUUACUGGGACCUCCUCCAGUGUGGGAUAUCGAGUGGCUCUCGGCUGCUUCUCUCUUUCCUCACAUGAGGCAGCGGUGACAAAUUCCACCAUGUGGUGUGAAGUAGUGUCCCUUCUCCGCUCCCUGGGAAGCUCUCUGGUGUCCUACUUUGAUGCUAAGAAAAAAAGAAAAGUGGCAGAGAUUUACCAGGCUCUGAACAGCGACCCCAUCAACGUGGCAACGCUGAGGCGGAUGGCGAUCAGCGAGGGUGGGCUGCUCACCGACGAGAUCCGGCGCAAAGUGUGGCCAAAGCUGCUCAGUGUUAACACAGAUGACCUGCCCCCUCUUCCAGCAAGGAAGGAGCUGCGAGAGGACAAUAAGGAUUACCAGCAGGUGUUACUGGAUGUGCGGCGAUCCCUGCGCCGCUUCCCGCCAGGGAUGCCAGAUGACCAGAGGGAAGGAUUGCAGGAGGAGCUCAUCGAUAUCAUCCUCCACGUCCUCCAGCGCAACCCCCAGCUGCAUUACUACCAGGGAUACCAUGACAUCGUGGUCACCUUCCUCCUGGUGGUGGGGGACAGGCUGGCCACUGCACUGGUGGAGAAGCUCUCAACGCAUCAUCUCAGGGAUUUUAUGGACUCAACAAUGGAUAAUACCAAGCACAUUUUAAAUUACCUGAUGCCCAUCAUAGACCAGGUGAACCCUGAGGUGCAUGACUUCAUGCAGAGUGCGGAGGUGGGAACCAUCUUUGCUCUCAGCUGGCUGAUCACCUGGUUUGGCCACGUUUUGUCUGACUUCAGGCACGUUGUGCGAUUAUAUGACUUCUUCCUGGCUUGCCACCCACUGAUGCCCAUUUAUUUUGCAGCUGUGAUCGUGCUGCACCGGGAGCAGGAAGUUCUGGACUGUGAGUGUGACAUGGCCUCUGUCCACCACCUCCUGUCCCAGAUCCCACAGGACCUUCCUUAUGAGUCUCUGAUCAGCAAAGCCGGGGACCUUUUUGUCCAGUUCCCACCAUCUGAACUCGCCAAGGAGGCAGCUCAGGCAGCUCAGGCGGAACGAACUGCGGCUUCCACUUUUAAGGACUUUGAGUUGGCGUCAGUGCAGCAGAGACCAGACACUGUGUUGAGGCAGCGCUUCAGAGAGCGGCUCCGAGGGGAGGAGCGGCUCCGAGGGGAGGAGAGGACAAAAUCCAUCUUGACAAAGCCCCGGACCAACCGCUUUGUCAAGCUGGCAGUGAUGGGGCUGACGGUGGCACUGGGAGCAGCUGCCCUGGCUAUGGUGAAGAGUGCACUGGAGUGGGCACCCAAGUUCCAGCUGCAGAUUUUCCCCUGAAGCCGGAGGAAGGGCCUUUGCUGUCACUGCAUCCAUCCCCAGCAGGAAGGGCUGAUGUGUGAUGAAGGACGUGUUCAGAAACGACCUGUCUGAAGAUUAUUUUUUUUUCUUACUGCAUCCAGUAACGCUUUUGGCCUUUGUGACAGAGGCUGAGGGAACCAGCCCAGCAGGACAGUUCCCCACACCAUGCUCACCUUGUUCCCUUCUCCCUGUGCAAGGGUGAGCAGACAGGCACUCCUGCUGUCUCCUGAGGAACCAGAGGUAUGGACAAAUUUGGCUGUUCAGGCUGUGCUCAGGUGACUGUACAGAGGGAGAGCUGUGUGUGGGCUGUGCCCAAAUGAUCCCAUGUUCUCCACUGGGGAAAACUAGUGGAAGUGGGAGCAGAUCUUUGCCUGGAGGAGUGUCCAACAGGGUUUGUUCUGGGUGCUUGUGUGUGUAAGGGUGGAGGGCAUCACACUCAUGAGGAACAGGGCAGCCCUUUGGCUCUUCAUUGCUCCAGUGUGCCCCACAAUCUGCCUUCAGCUUUGCCGGUGCUCCAGUUCUUCCCUGUCCUCUGGGCACCCUCUGAGCAGAGCCAAACCUUUCCCACACACUGGCCAGCACAAUGCUCUCAGCUUCUCUUCAGUGUGUAACACUCCCUGGCUCUUUUUGUUUCCACAUCUUUGCUGCCUGAUCUGUUUGUAGGGGCCAGGGCCAUUAACAUGCCCACUUGGAGAAAGGCUUUCUUCACCUUGUGAAACACUUUACACAGGACAGAAGUUGUUGCACUAGGAAGUGUGACAAAAACCUCCCCCACAAGCUGAUCAGGCUCCAGCAUCACUUCUGGAAAUAACACUAAGCGUUUCCCAGAAAGGCCACCCUGACCCCUGCAUAUCUCCCAUCUCCCCACCAGUUCCAUUGGCAGUCCCAGCGCUCCCUGCCCUCCAAGCUAAGCAGCAAAUCCUUCUAGACAGCUCAGUGUCCCACUGAGACAGAGCCAAUAGACACUCUAUGCCUCUACCUCUCCCCCAAGCUGCUAAAUCUCCCUCAAGUGUCCUUACCUGUCCCUCACGGCUCCCUCCCGCUGCCCCAUCAUUGCUCUGUUGUGCCCAAAGCCAUCUGUGCCAUGCCCAGGGGCUGCACACCUGAAAAUGAGGUUUUGGUUGAAGGGAUUUUGGGAUAAAGAAGAAACUCAUGCCCUGCAAAGCUCAGCACCCCCCACUCCCACCCAUCUUGGUCCAUGACCGCCCUGGGUGUGUUCUGGUUUGCCCCACGGGCCCUUGCUCAUGGAAGGGAUGUGCCUUUCUGGCCAGAGGGCAGGUGGGCAGUUUUCAUUCCUGGCUUGUGUUCCCAUGAAGCUCUGAGCAGGAGUUCCCUUUGCCUCUGCAGGUAAAAGGUGGAGUGACUGAAACUGCCCUUGUCCAGGCAGGCAGCAAGACCUGUUCCCUCCUCUCCUCAAUGGUGCCAGUGGCCUUGGAGAGACCUGGGGCUGCUCAGGGGCUCCUCCCAGUGUGGCUGAAGGCAGAGCCCAUUCCUGGCCCCUUGGCACCCCCAGAGCAGCAGAACAGGACUGGGGGCUGGGUCACUUAGCACUUUAGAAACCAUUGGUGCAGGAGAGUGUGGUGACCUGGGAAUGCUGCUGGAGGGCCCAGGACUGCUCUGUACACCUUGCUGAAGGAGAGGAUGGCUGGAGCCCCCAGGAGGAGCCCCUGCAGCCCCUCCAUUCCCUGGCCAUGAUGCACUUUAGUUCUUGUGUUGUCCCCAGUGGGGGGAGAAGGGCCUGGGAGGAGACCAGGGUGCUUCAGUUGCUCUGUACAAAGACUUAUACAUCCCCUGUAAAUGCAGAUUUCUACAAGCCCUAAAACUGUAAAAUAAACAGUUACUAAACACA